This is a messenger RNA of Dreissena polymorpha, 1000 nucleotides long. RefSeq lists its product as uncharacterized. The coding region runs from base 33 to 980 and encodes 315 amino acids. The record is from RefSeq and is a predicted model, not a curated record. NCBI's taxonomy places the organism in Eukaryota, Metazoa, Mollusca, Bivalvia, Myida, Dreissenidae. The transcript has 3 exons.
GUUCAGCUGUACUGAUAUCAAUUGUGUACAUCAUGUACAAAUACCAGACGCAACCAAUCACUGCCGCGAAUGUUUGCACGCAAGACCCACUAGUCCAUCAAAAGUCGCCGAAUCUCCAGGGCUCAUUUUCAGCGGAACGGCGUUCGGCGGUCCACGAACAGAGCUUUCAACCCAUGGUAAUUCCUCGAGAGAGAAACGCGUCUUUUGAUUAUAAGGCCGCUAUGCAGGCGCUUAACGAGGCCAAGGUUAGUCAUGAUGACCCGCGAUUGAUUCGGCUGAUUCGGGAUUACUACAUUGAGCCUCCGUCUCUGGAGCCAUACAAUCUUACUAAGCCGGAAAGGCUUGACCCUUCAAGCGGACAGGCGCCUUUCAUCGACAGCAGGCUCAAUUUUAUGGAGGGAGGUUUCUACGUUGAAUGUGGAGCUUUAGAUGGCGAGGAAAGCUCAAACACUCUGUUCUUCGAAAAGGUCCGCAAAUGGAACGGACUGUUGAUUGAGGCCGAUCCAUCAAACUACCAGGAUAUGAAGUCCAAACAUCGAAAAGCUUUCACUAUCAAUGCCUGCCUGUGUAUUCAACCCUACCCGACCAUGGCGAAGUUCCAGAAAGCGUUAAACAUGGGCCGCAUUGUAGACAACAGCGAAGCGAAAGCGUGGGUCGUUGCAAAUAGGAUGAAGCCGGACGAAGUAUCCGUCCAGUGCUUCCCAUUGUACUCAUUGUUGCUAGCGAUGAACCAGCUCGAGGUGGAUUUCUUCAGCCUCGAUGUCGAGGGGGACGAACUUCGCGUUUUGCAGACAAUCCCUUUCGAUAAGGUUGACAUAAAAAUGAUGACGAUCGAAUACAUACAUACAGUGGGAAAAGAAAGAGGUCUUAAAAAUUUCGUGGAACCAAAGGGCUACGAUAGCAUUCUGCAGAUGUCGCGAUGGGAUUGGGGUGUUAAUGACAUCAUUGUUAGAAAGAAGGGCCUUAAGCAUUGGCCUUAAAGGUUGGGGUGUUAUGGGGA